AUGCAAGCCAUCCGGCAAACCCAACUCCUCAACAAGCGCGAGCUCGAAUCCGCCACUCCGCCCUCCGCCUCCUGGCACGCCGACUACCGCGACACUGCCUGGAUCUACAUCGGCGGCCUGCUCCCUGAACUCUCCGAGGGCGACGUGUCCAUCAUAUUCAGCCAAUUCGGCAAUCCCACACACCUGAACUUGAUCCGCGACAAGGAGACGGGCAAGUCGAAAGGGUUUGGGUUCUUGAAGUAUGAGGACCAGCGGAGCUGUGAUUUGGCGGUGGACAAUUUGGGUGGAGCGGAGGUGAUGGGGAGGAUGUUAAGGGUGGAUCAUAGUCGGUAUAAGAAAAAGAAGAAGAGGGAUGGAGAGGAUGAGGAGGAUGAGGACACGUAUAGGAUUGAGAUAAGGGAGAGGCAGCAGUUUGGUGGUGAGACGGAGGAUGAGGAGACGGAGGCCGAGGACGAUGGAGAUCGAAAGCGGAGGAAGAGGAGGAAGUUGUUGAAGGAGGAGGUCGAGUUGCAGGAGAUGUUGGCUAUCGAGCCGGCGGAUGGGGAGGAGCAGGAUCCAAUGCGCGACUUUUUGAUUCGGGAGAAGAGGGAGGAGGUUGAGACAGCGAAGGCUCGUGAGAAGGAGAGGCGGAAGCACAAGCACAAGCACAAACACAGAACAGAUGCGGACGGGAUGGACGAAAAGUCUAAGACCAGACACCGACAUCAUCGUCGAGACGAGCCUCACAGUGGCGAUGAACGUGAUCGAAGGCGUGGUAGAGAUGAUGGGUAUGAGUCGAAGACAGAACCCCGGCGUCGUGAGGCUUCAGACGAGGCGGAUUUCGGUAAAUAUCCACGAUCUGGCAAUUCGGUCGAAAAAGAUCGAGGCUCUCGCAGAGACAGGACACGUCGCGAGGACGAUCGAUCGAAGUCGCGAUCAAGAUCACGAAGCCCGAGACGCAGAUGA
Messenger RNA from Cyphellophora attinorum, 945 nucleotides. RefSeq names its product U2 snRNP component ist3. Gene Ontology annotation, molecular function: RNA binding. The record is from RefSeq and is a predicted model, not a curated record. Lineage: Eukaryota; Fungi; Ascomycota; Eurotiomycetes; Chaetothyriales; Cyphellophoraceae. The coding region runs from base 1 to 945 and encodes 314 amino acids. The transcript has a single exon. Gene Ontology annotation, biological process: mRNA splicing, via spliceosome. Gene Ontology annotation, cellular component: U2 snRNP; precatalytic spliceosome; catalytic step 2 spliceosome.